This is a messenger RNA of Gopherus flavomarginatus (Mexican gopher tortoise), 5002 nucleotides long. RefSeq names its product ATPase phospholipid transporting 9A (putative) (gene ATP9A). The coding region runs from base 138 to 3281 and encodes 1047 amino acids. The record is from RefSeq and is a predicted model, not a curated record. Gene Ontology annotation, biological process: phospholipid translocation; retrograde vesicle-mediated transport, Golgi to endoplasmic reticulum; endocytosis. Lineage: Eukaryota; Metazoa; Chordata; Testudines; Testudinidae. The transcript is spliced from 28 exons. Gene Ontology annotation, cellular component: trans-Golgi network; endosome; plasma membrane. Gene Ontology annotation, molecular function: magnesium ion binding; ATP binding; ATP hydrolysis activity.
GAGCUGGCACGUUACCUGCGUGCUGGAAGCCCAGCCCCCUCCCCGACGCUGUCAGACCGCGGAGAGGCCGAGCCGAGGCGCUGCUGGGAAGCCGAUCCCACUCCGCUCCUCCCCGGCUGCGCCCAGCCGCCGCGGCCAUGACCGAUAACAUCCCCCUGCAGCCCGUCAGGCAGAAGAAGCGGAUGGACAGCAAGCACCGGAGCGGGUGUUGCGAGUGUAUGAGAUGCUGCGGACGAAGAGACCCAAGGCCUCGUACGGUUUGGCUUGGCCAUCCAGAAAAAAGGGACCAGAGAUACCCUCGCAAUGUGAUCAACAAUCAGAAAUACAACUUCUUUACAUUUCUUCCUGGGGUGCUGUUUAACCAGUUCAAAUACUUUUUUAAUCUUUACUUCUUACUUCUGGCCUGCUCUCAAUUUGUCCCUGAAAUGAGGCUUGGUGCACUUUACACGUAUUGGGUUCCCUUGGGUUUUGUGCUUGCAGUUACCAUCAUUCGCGAGGCAGUGGAGGAGAUCCGUUGUUACACACGCGACAAGGAAGUAAACUCCCAGAUCUACAGCAAGCUCACAGCAAGAGGAACUGUGAAGGUGAAGAGUUCUAGUAUCCAAGUAGGGGACCUUAUCAUUGUUGAAAAGAACCAGCGGGUCCCUGCUGACAUGAUCUUCCUGAGGACAUCAGAAAAGAAUGGAUCUUGCUUCCUCCGGACUGAUCAGCUAGAUGGUGAAACAGACUGGAAGCUGCGACUGCCAGUUGCCUGUACUCAGAGAUUACCCACCGCUUCUGACCUUCUUCAAAUCCGAUCCUAUGUUUAUGCAGAAGAGCCCAAUAUUGACAUACAUAAUUUUGUGGGGACCUUUACCAGAGAAGACAGCGACCCUCCAGUGAAUGAAAGCCUAAGCAUAGAAAACACCCUCUGGGCCAGCACAGUGAUUGCAUCAGGCACUGUUGUGGGAGUUGUUCUUUACACAGGGAGGGAACUGCGCAGUGUCAUGAACACUUCAAAUCCACGAAGUAAGAUUGGGCUAUUUGACUUGGAAGUGAACUGCCUCACCAAAAUCUUGUUCGGAGCCCUUGUGGUGGUCUCGCUUGUCAUGGUGGCCCUCCAGCAUUUCGCAGGCCGCUGGUAUCUUCAGAUCAUACGAUUCCUCCUCCUGUUUUCAAAUAUCAUUCCUAUUAGCUUGCGUGUGAAUCUGGAUAUGGGGAAAAUAGUCUACAGCUGGAUGAUCCGUAGGGAUUCCAAAAUUCCUGGCACAGUGGUUCGAUCCAGCACUAUUCCAGAGCAGCUCGGAAGGAUAUCCUAUUUACUUACAGACAAAACAGGAACUCUCACACAGAAUGAAAUGGUUUUUAAACGGCUUCACCUUGGGACAGUAGCCUAUGGACUGGACUCCAUGGAUGAAGUGCAGAGCCAUAUAUUUAGUAUAUAUACGCAGCAGUCACAAGACCCACCUGCUUUAAAAGGCCCUACCCUGGCCACCAAAGUACGUAAAACCAUGAGUAGCCGUGUUCAUGAGGCUGUGAAAGCGAUUGCCCUCUGCCACAAUGUGACACCAGUGUACGAAUCUAAUGGCGUGACAGAUCAGGCUGAAGCUGAGAGACAUUAUGAAGACUCCUGCAGGGUGUACCAGGCUUCCAGUCCGGACGAGGUGGCCCUGGUACAGUGGACUGAAAGUGUAGGCUUAACACUGGUUGGCAGAGAUCAAUCCUCUAUGCAGCUGAGGACACCUGGUGGUCAGAUACUAAACUUCACCAUCCUCCAGAUCUUUCCAUUCACUUAUGAAAGUAAACGUAUGGGAAUCAUCGUUAGGGAUGAGUCAACGGGAGAAAUCACUUUCUACAUGAAGGGAGCUGACGUUGUCAUGGCUGGCAUCGUGCAGUACAAUGACUGGCUAGAGGAAGAGUGUGGUAACAUGGCUAGGGAAGGCCUGAGGGUUCUUGUUGUAGCGAAGAAGUCCCUGACUGAGGAGCAGUAUCAAGACUUUGAAGCACGCUAUGUUCAGGCAAAGCUAAGUGUGCAUGAUCGCUCGCUGAAGGUAGCCACUGUGAUUGAGAGCCUGGAAAUGGAGAUGGAGCUGCUGUGUCUGACUGGAGUGGAGGAUCAGCUGCAGAUGGAUGUCAGACCCACUCUGGAGACCCUGAGAAAUGCUGGCAUUAAGGUGUGGAUGCUGACAGGGGAUAAGCUAGAAACAGCUACUUGUACAGCGAAGAAUGCUCAUUUGGUAACCAGAACCCAGGACAUUCAUAUAUUCAGAUUGGUGACUAACCGUGGAGAAGCUCAUUUGGAGCUGAAUGCAUUCCGUCGGAAACAUGACUGUGCGCUUGUGAUUUCUGGUGACUCACUGGAGGUGUGUCUGAAAUAUUAUGAGUACGAGUUUAUGGAGUUGGCUUGCCAGUGUCCAGCCGUGGUAUGCUGCCGAUGUGCCCCCACACAGAAGGCCCAGAUUGUGUGCUUGCUCCAGGAAAGAACUGGCAAACUGACCUGCGCUGUAGGUGAUGGAGGGAAUGAUGUCAGCAUGAUUCAGGAGGCUGACUGCGGUGUUGGGGUUGAAGGAAAGGAAGGAAAACAAGCAUCUCUUGCAGCAGAUUUCUCUAUCACUCAGUUUAAACAUCUGGGCCGGUUACUGAUGGUGCAUGGAAGGAACAGCUACAAGAGAUCUGCAGCUCUCAGCCAGUUUGUGAUCCACAGAAGCUUGUGUAUCAGUACGAUGCAGGCUGUCUUCUCGUCGGUGUUUUACUUUGCGUCAGUUCCUCUCUAUCAGGGCUUCCUCAUUAUUGGGUAUUCCACAAUCUAUACAAUGUUUCCAGUCUUCUCUCUGGUCUUAGACAAGGAUGUCAAAUCUGAGGUUGCUAUGUUGUAUCCAGAGCUCUACAAAGAUCUUCUUAAGGGGCGACCGUUGUCAUAUAAAACAUUUUUAAUAUGGGUUUUGAUAAGUAUCUAUCAAGGUAGUAUCAUCAUGUACGGAGCUCUUCUGCUGUUUGAGUCUGAAUUUGUCCACAUUGUGGCCAUUUCCUUCACAUCCCUGAUUCUUACUGAGUUAUUGAUGGUGGCAUUAACAAUCCAAACGUGGCACUGGCUCAUGAUAGUGGCAGAGUUGCUUAGCCUCUCCUGCUACAUAGCCUCUCUGGUCUUCUUACACGAGUUUAUUGAUGUUUACUUCAUUGCAACCUUGUCGUUCUUAUGGAAAGUCACAGUCAUCACUCUGGUGAGCUGCCUUCCCCUCUACGUCCUGAAGUACCUGAGGCGAAGAUUCUCUCCCCCAAGCUACUCGAAGCUCACGUCAUAGAGCUGCUCGGUCUACAGAGCAGAGACUAAUUUUGCACACUGCGGAGAGACAGAAAUCAUGUAUUUGUCAUUGUAAGAACUAUGUCCGAUAGGAUUAUGCAGUUAUCAAUAUUAUGUGCUGCUUUAAUGAAAAAGACUAAGACUAAGGACUGCAGUAAAUUAAAACCUAACAGUAAAUAGUCUUCUGGGGAGGUGUAGGGCACUUGAUAGUUUGUUCAGUCUUUGUCUUACUUCAUUGUGGUCAAAUGCAUGUAACUUCAAUGAUGAUUGGUUUCUCAUGUGAGAUCAGAGUACCUGAAAGCUGCUAAAUGACCUUGAAGUUUAUACAGGACAGAUGUUUUGUUUUGUUUUUUAGUUUAAAUGUCUGUGAUGUUCCUUGCAUUGUGUUAUAUUUUUAUAUUAUUAUUUAUCUUUUCAAUUCAGGUAGAGCUAGUUUUUGUGCGUCUUGUGGAGUCCCUUAAAAUAGGUGAUGUACUGUAUUACCAACAGCUGACUACUGGGUGAUGUCAUGCUGUUUUGAUUGUAGAGUUCCAGUGUUGAAACAGAUCUAUACAUAAUUGAAAACCUGACUAGUUGAGUUUUUCCUUCAAUCAAAAUGAAGGAUCUGAAUGUAGAAAAUCUAGUGUGUUUUGAUGAUUUCCAGCAGCUAAUGCACAUUGAGAAAUAUCAUCCAAAAAAGGGAAAAUUCCAUUUUGUUUAGCUUUUGUGCUUUUUGUUAAAAGGAGCUGAUGAUAUACAAAUAGCUACAUUAUAUGGUUAUGUUAUAGGAGCAAAUUACCUAAAUUCAAGCAAAGCCUUUUGGAAGGAAACUUGCAGCUGAUCGGCUUUUGAAUGUGUUGACAGCAUAAGAGACUCAUCCUAUUCUGCAGACAAUGUGGCAGACGUGUCUUGAAUCCUUGGAGACUGAAAGGAAAGGUCACCGGGCUGCUACUCUUCACAGUUACAUAAAAUCUGUUUCCUGUUAGGAUGAGUUAAUGAAGAUGAGCUGCAAAUAAGCCUAGGCAGUCCUCUACACGCACCAUUCAUGACACAGUCUACAAAGAGAGGCAGUUUGAGAUAACUACAGAAUUUGCAUUGUUUAAAACUGGAACUUGCCUCAAUAGACAUACGUUUGAGAGCAGUCAGAAACUGAGCCCAUGCACAAGAUGGUAGUUUAUUUAAUGAGAAGCACAAAUAAGAUUUCCAUUUAUUUUAAACAGCAGAAUUCCCAGAAGAGGUGUAUUUGGUUUUCUGUUUGUUUGUUUGUUUUUGUUAAUUAAAAAAAGCAUUGACCCACAUAAUUUAUACAGCAUUCCUUGCAGGUGGAGACCUAAAUAUAUGCCUGGAAAGCUUAGAAGUAUGGCAAUGAGCUAAUAGAGGCUUCCACCACUGUCAGUGGCAGUGACAUUUAUCUAAUAACUGUUUAGUCUGUGAUAAAUGAGUUGUGUGGUCUCUGUCCAUCCAGCUCUAGUGAAGCAGAAUCCACAUCAUAAAAACCACCAUCAUAACUGGAACUAAGCACCCUUAUUGGCCGGGUCAGCAGGGAGGCCAGCAAUGACCGAUCCAAAUACCCUGAACUCCCCUUGCAGUGUUUGUAAAUUGUGCUCAUGUGGGGAGCAGCAGGGCAGGCCCUCUCUGCCAUAGUGUACGUCUUCGAUGCGUUGCCAACUUUUGUUUCCAUUGCUGCAGAUCUGGCACUUUCGCAAGCAUUCAAAUGAUAAAUAAAAUUUUCUGGCUUACAAA